UUUGGGCGGAAGCGGGUGCAGAAACGUGGAGGCUCCUUCAAGGACCAGCCCCGGCUGUACCAGGAAAUCCGUGAGAGAGGGCUGAACUCCGUCAGCCACGAAUCCGACGAGGAUUUGCUGGAGGAGCCCGGCCCGGAGGAGCCGUCCCCUCCCGGUGCUGCCAUCGUGGUGCAGAGCUAUCGCCCGGCGCAGGUGACCUGGAGCCAGCUCCCCGAGGUGCUGGAAGCGGGGAUCCUGCUCAGGAUCACCCCCGAGGAGCGCAAGCGGCAGGAGGCCAUGUUCGAGAUCAUCACCUCCGAGUACUCCUACAUGCACAGCCUGGGCGUCCUGGUGAGCCACUUCAUGAGGUCGGAGGAGCUGAGGGACACCAUGACCCAGACGGAGCACCACCACCUCUUCUCCAACAUCGGCGACGUCCUGGCCGUCAGCACGGGCUUCUUCGAGGACCUGGAGAAGCGGCACCAGGAAAACCUCCUGAUCCCCGACAUCAGCGACAUCGUGGAGGAGCACGCGUCCAACCGCUUCAACCCCUACGUCAGCUACUGCUCCAACGAGGUUUACCAGCAGAGGACCCUGCAGAGGCUGCUAAACACAAACCCCUUAUUUAAAGAGACCUUGAAACAGAUCGAGAGGAAACCCGAGUGCGGCGGCCUGCCGAUGAUCUCCUUCCUCAUCCUGCCGAUGCAGAGGGUGACCCGGCUUCCUCUGCUGCUGGAUACAGUCUGCCAAAAAACCCCCGCGGGGACAGCAGCGUAUGGGGCUGCCACCAGAGCCCUGAAAGCCAUCAGCAAGCUGGUGAAGAACUGCAACGAGGGCGCUCGCGCAAUGGAGCGGACGGAGCAGAUGUACACCCUGCAGAAACAGCUGGAGUUCGGGAAGAAGAAGCCGUUCCCGCUGAUCUCGGCGUCACGCUGGCUGCAGAAGCGGGGGGAGCUGCAGCUGCUGCUGUCGGAGGAGGCCGGAAUCUUCCGCCGCGGCGCCGGGAGGCUCUGCCACCUCUUCCUGUUCAACGACGUCCUCAUCAUCACCAAGAAGAAGAGUGAGGAGAGCUACACCGUGAUGAACUACGCCACACUGGACCAGCUCAGGGUGGAGAAGAUCGAGAGCACUGACCCGCCUUCCCCUCCUCCUGGCAAGACCGGCAGCGCAUCCCGUGGGACCACCGGGCAUCUGCUGCGGGUGGUGAUGGAGAGGGACAGCGAGGGGCGGCGGGAGGAGGUGGUGCUGUCGGCAGAGACGCUGAGCGACCGGGCUCGCUGGAUCGCGGCGCUGAUGCACCGAGACAAGGAAAAGCCCGACCCCACUCCCAAAGGAGACCUGAGCCAGGUGGAGAUAACCCGCGCCUACCUGGCGAAGGAGGCGGACGAGAUGUCCCUGCAGCAGGCGGACGUGGUCCUGGUGCUAGGCGAAGAGGACGGCUGGUGCUGGGGCGAGCGGCUCCGGGACGGCCAGAGGGGCUGGUUCCCCAGCUCCUGCGCCCGCCCCAUCACCAACCGCGCGGCCGUGGAGUGCAACGUGCGGCGCAUGGAGCGGCUGCGCAUCGAGACCGACGUGUAA
This is a messenger RNA of Mesitornis unicolor (brown roatelo), 1557 nucleotides long. RefSeq names its product rho guanine nucleotide exchange factor 16-like. The record is from RefSeq and is a predicted model, not a curated record. Bases 277 to 1557 code for a protein of 426 amino acids. The transcript has 13 exons. Gene Ontology annotation, molecular function: protein binding; guanyl-nucleotide exchange factor activity. NCBI's taxonomy places the organism in Eukaryota, Metazoa, Chordata, Aves, Mesitornithiformes, Mesitornithidae. Gene Ontology annotation, biological process: activation of GTPase activity.